UGCUGAAAAGAUCUUGCGUGGGUUGGCUGUGUGACGAGCGCAGGAAAGACGAGUUUAACGCUUCUCUGCCUGCAGUUGCUAUCGGAUCUGUCAGGUGAGGAACGCGCUCACGAACCUGAGCGACCGCGAGAUCAUCUCCAAAACCAGCAGCACAGAGCAGCGCGAACUUUACAGCAGGUGGUCCAGCUCGAAGAUCGACGUCUGGGAAAAGUCUGCUGAGAGAAGACAAACGACGGUGUUAUUCAAACUCGACGAGGUUGAAUUAAACAAGAAGAGCGAAUUUUGAUCUCGAGAUGAACUGAAUGAUAUCCAUGAAAAUGGGUUGAGGAAAAGAAACCGAUAAAGAGAGGUGUAAGUAGGAUUUUUAACAUACGUGAAGCCAUGUAUAGCCUACAUUUCAUUUUGAAUAUAUAUAAAUAUAUAUUACUGACACUAUAUUGAGCAAGUGUGUCAUAGACUUUUAAUGUUUCAGUCGCAAAUUCCUCUUCUGCUGCCUGAAUGAAGACAGUUUACUGUGUUGAGAUGUUGGAAAUUACAUUUGUGGUUCAGUUUUACGGAAUUUCACUUUUCUGUUAAUGAAGAAAGCCUUUUCUUCACUUUAUUUUUUUACAGUAUGUUGAAUAUCUCAAGCUGUACAGCUCUUGGAUUUCAGGGAUUAGAUUUAUAUCUGUUUGCUGCUGUUCCUCAUUUUCCACUGUGCUACCUCAGCAUGUGGGAGUUAUGUGUAGCACAGCAAAUCUCAAGAUGACUGGAUUAUAUAAUGAAACACUAGAAAUGAUCUAUAGAUGUUAUUUCCUCUGACUGUAAUAUAGGCAUUUAUUUACAUCACUUAUGAUUUCAUGUCGUCAUUGGACUCAGAUGGAUCUUUUUGUCUGGAAAAGCUACAAGCUGAUGCCCAGAACUGUCCAUGUCUUUUUUUUCUUCUUUAUACAUCAUCUUUUUUCACUAACUUGUUGAAGUACAAUCUUUGCAGCUGAGAGGAUGCAAAUUAUUGACCUUUGAACUCAUUUGCUGAGAGCUGUGGUUACCGCUGUACUUUUUUACAUUUGAAGUAUUCAUGGAUGAACAUUAAGACGCAGUCGAUAACAUUGGUGCUCUACAUGUUCUGUGCUGGUGUUUUUCAGUUGUUGAGACUCAUGUUGCAAUUUAUAGGAUAAAAGACAUUUUUAUCAAGUUUCUACCUUCAGGCUCUUUUGUUUUAUCUCCCCCCCACUGAACUUAUCAGGUGGGGGGGGGGCCCAAAUUAUGGAGUCCAACCCAGACAGCCCAAAUCGGGCUGUGGAGUAUCUUCUGGAGCUCAAUAACAUCAUUGAGAACCAGGCCAAACUUCUAGAGACGCAGCGUAAACGCAUCGAGGAGCUCCAAACACAGCUAGACCGGGUCAACCAGGAGAACCAGGACCUGCGGCAGGACCGGAACCCGGGAACCGAGAACUUGACGCAGAACCACAACUACAACCAGAGCUCUAAGCCCAGCCAGCCGUCAUCACUACCAAACCACAGUGCUGGAGGUGUCCAUCAGAACAGCAGCAGUAAUAUACCCUCAUCCACGGUGCCGGGUCCAGCUCGACGGACCCACACCAGACUGACCCGGGGCCUGUCAUGUGGGUCAGCCCCUGUGGAGAAAGAGAGAGGCCGACUGGAGCGGAAUGACAGCUCUGGGACUAACAACACCUCGACUCUACGGAAACAAGGUGUCAGACUACACUCAUCCUCCAGCUGCUCCACAAUCACUCAUCUCUCCUCAGCUUCCACCUUCACUUCCCAUCAGCCUGCUAAAAGCCGCAGUCACCAUCAGUUCUGCUGCCCUUCCAGGCUGGGCAGACCCGAGCCGGCCUCCAGCAGGUGCUCAGAGCGGGCCAGUGAGGAGGAAACCCAGAGUUCAGCUUCACGUCCCUUUUCAGACAGUUCCAGCAGUAAAUCUCCUUACGUGAACAGCUCUGACCGUUACAGGGACAACAGCUGUGGCCCCCCAGGCCCUCGGGUGCCUUUUGUGCCACCUCCAAGCCCAGCCAGCCUUGCCUGGGCACAGCGUACACGCAACCAACCAGCUAGCCUGGCCCUACGUAAACAAGAGGAAGAAGAAAACAAGAGGUGCAAAGCCCUAUCAGACAGUUAUGAACUCUCUACAGACCUACAAGACAAGAAGGUGGAGAUGCUGGAGAAGAAAUAUGGAGGUUACUUCGUGAGUAGACGAGCAGCACGCACCAUCCAGACAGCAUUCCGUCAAUAUCGCAUGAAUAAGAACUUUGAGCGCCUGCGCAGCUCAGCUUCUGAGAGCCGCAUGACACGGCGCAUCAUCCUUUCCAACAUGCGACUGCAGUAUUCGUUUGAUGACCGACAUCCUCAACCUCCCACCCCGACUCACUACAGUCACAGUCCAGGAAUGGGUCCUCCGCAUUCUCCUACCUGCACCACAGAGCCAAGCUCCCCAUCACGACCGGAAUACACCCAUCUGGAGGACUCCUUCUCAAAACAAGUGAAGUCCUUGGCCGACUCUAUUGAUGAUGCCCUAACAUGUCGACCACGCCGAGAUGAUUCCCAGGAAGGUAUAGGGGAUGGAGGUGGUGUUGUGGAUGACUUUGGUGAGUGCAUAUGGAGCAGCAAUAGCCAUGCAUCGUUACGGAGAGGUCUUGGAGACAGGGAUCGAGGAGGUACAGGGGGCUUGAGCAUGCAUGAAGAUAGCACAGCCACCUCCUACAGUGAUGUCACGCUUUACAUGGAUGACGGACUACCUUCCUCCCCGCUUUCUCUAGACCGGGCCCCUAGCAGCACAGACACUGAGUUCUGGGGGGGUGUUGGAAGUGGAGUAGGUGGUAGGGAAGACAGCCGUGACACAGAAGGAGGAGGAAGCAGCAAUAGCCGCCGAAGCACACCUUGCACAGAGUGCCGUGAUUACCGUUUACGGGGGCACUUACCGUUACUUACGAUUGAACCACCUAGUGACAGCUCAGUGGACAUGAGUGACCGCUCGGACCGAGGCUCCCUUAGCAGACAACUAGUCUUUGAGCAGGACUCAGCGGGAGGGUCACCUCAAGGGACACUGAAACACAACCCUAAUGCUCGUUCAACAUCCUCAACAGCUGCACAAGGUCAAACACGUCCAGCUAACCGAUCGAUACCAUCGCACAUCCCGCACCACAUGGCUCACCAUCAUCACCAUCACCACCACCACCAUCACCAGUACCCCGACACCCCUUCAUCCUCCUCCUCUCCUCAACAGCCCCCAACCACACCGCUCUCAUCCUCCUCUUCAGCACCACUGCCUCCUGGUGGCUUGGAGCAGCAGUGCUGCUCGGAUGGUGAUAAUGACUCACUGAACUCCACCACAAACUCUAAUGAGACUAUUAAUUGCAGCUCAGGCUCCUCUUCAAGGGACAGUCUGCGGGAGCCCUUGCCCCCAUUAGGAAAACAGACCUACCAGAGAGAAAGUCGUCACAGCUGGGACUCUCCUGCCUUUAACAACGAUGUAGUUCAGAGAAGACAAUAUCGCAUCGGACUCAACCUCUUCAACAAGAAACCAGAAAAGGGUAUUCAGUACCUGAUUGAGAAGGGCUUUGUGUCAGACACACCAGUGGGCAUCGCUCGCUUUAUACUGGAAAGGAAAGGCCUGAGUCGCCAGAUGAUUGGAGAGUUCCUUGGAAACAGACAGAAACAGUUCAACAAAGAUGUAUUGGAUUGUGUUGUAGAUGAAAUGGACUUUUCUGGAAUGGAUCUCGAUGAUGCUCUGAGGAAGUUUCAAGCUCAGAUAAAAGUCCAAGGAGAAGCCCAAAAAGUGGAAAGACUUAUUGAGGCAUUCAGCCAGAGGUACUGUGUUUGUAAUCCAGCACUGGUAAGACAGUUCCAGAACCCAGACACCAUCUUCAUCCUAGCUUUUGCCAUCAUCCUCCUCAACACAGACAUGUACAGCCCCAAUAUCAAAGCGGAGAGGAAGAUGAAGCUGGACGAUUUCAUCAAAAACUUGAGAGGGGUGGAUAAUGGUCAGGACAUCCCACGUGACUUACUGGUUGGAAUCUACCAGAGAAUUCAGAAGUGGGAACUGAGAACCAAUGAUGACCAUGUUUCUCAAGUCCAGGCAGUGGAGAGAGUCAUAGUGGGCAAGAAACCUGUUCUGUCUCUGCCCCACCGCAGACUAGUGUGCUGCUGUCAGCUCUAUGAAGUCCCGGACCCCAACCGUCCUCAAAGGUCUGGAGUUCACCAGAGAGAGGUCUUCCUCUUCAACGAUCUGCUUGUGGUUACAAAGAUCUUCCAGAAGAAGAAAACCUCCGUAACGUACAGUUUCAGACAGUCCUUCCCUCUGGUGGAGAUGCAGGUUCACAUGUUCCAGAACUCUUACUAUCCUCAUGGGGUCAGACUAACGUCAGCGAUCCCGGGUGGUGAGCAUAAAGUUCUGAUUGUGUUCAUGGCCCCUAGUCAACAGGACCGCACACGCAUUGUCAGUGAUCUGAGGGAGAGCAUUGCUGAGGUCCAGGAAAUGGAGAAAUACAGAGUGGAAUCUGAGUUAGAGAAGCAGAAGGGAGUAAUGCGGCCCAGCCUGCUCACCAACAGCAUUAUGACAGGAGGAGUGGGUGGGGUCAAGAAUGAAGUGGUGAAUGGCACUAUGGGAAGACCUAGUCUAGAUGACAACUAUUCACCAGGAGAGGGCCUCAAACGUACUGCUCUCAGCUCCUCACUGAGGGACCUGUCUGAAUCAGGGAAACGUGGCCGCAGAAACAGCGUUGGUUCCCUUGACAGUACAAUGGAAGGUUCCAUCAUUAGCAGUCCGCGGCCUCACCAGCGUUACCCAGUAGCCACUGUGCUCCCGGGAUGCUAUGGAACAGAAGACUUCCGGCCUCAACGCCCCAUCCUGAGCCCCGGAGUGGGGGUGGGGGGUGGGCCGGGGCAGCAACACACACCUGUAGUGACUGGCGCUGGGCCAGUCUCCAGCAGCACCGAGAGAGGAACGACUGGAAUGGGGACCGGGAGCAACAGCAACAACACUGGAUCCUUCCUGGGCUCCCUGUUUGGGGGCAAGCGAUCCAAAGCACCGGGUCCUAUUAUCCCCCCGGGGCCACCCUACCCCGCCCCUGUGGCCCCACCGACUACAGGAGGCCCACCACCUCUGUCCCCGUCUUCGCUGUGCCCGGCAGAGGGCGGGGGGCCUUCCAAGAUCCAGGCCCUGCACGCCCAGUACUGCCACACUACCAGCAACAGUGUCAGUGGGCAGCCUCCGCCCCCGUACUACCACCAUCAUCGCUUCCAUACGCAGACCGUACCCUCGUCUGGGCAGCAGGGUCUCCAUACUCUUCAGCGGGUCACCUUGCCUCGACGGCCGCACCCCAACCCCUCCGCGCACUGCCCAUACCAGCCGAUCUCCCAGCAUACUUUGCAGGGUCGCUACGGGAGCAUGGCCAACAUGGGCUCCGGCCUCCCUCCCCCCCUUUCUCCUCACUCCCCACUCUCCCCUCAUCCACAGUUUGCGCUGUUUCACACACAGCCCACACACUCGGCCAGAGGGGGCGGCAUCAGCAAGCCCCCUCUUACCCUGUCGCACUCGCAGCCGCACCCGCACGCACACUCCCAUCCCGCGCACGUGCACACGCCGCACCCGGGCUCCCACCCCGUGCACCAACCUCACUUCGUCUUCGCCAGCCCUCCUCCUCCGCCUUUCCCUGCUCCCACUCAGCCGCCUCCAGUCUCCGCGUCCGGCACUGUCCACCACGUGCCUCCGGCCGUCCAGUAUCUGCCCCAGUAUCCUCCAUUGUCCUCCAUCCCCCCUCCCCCUCCACACUCCCCUACCCCCCCCUUCCUGCCCCCUUACCCCUCUUACGCCUCUCUCCCCUCUCCCCCCCCAGCACCAAGGCCCCCCUUCACAAGCCGGGGGUCAGCAAGGGCCCUCACCAGCUCAGACUGGAGCCGUACCUGGGGGGACGGGCACGGUCGAACGUGCCAAAUCCAAACCUACCAACCGGAUCAGCACGGUAGUGUGAGCCGGGGAAAGUCGCGAGGCUGGGGGUCGCUGAAGGGUCCUUUGGUGGUUGGAGGGGGGACCGCCGCGAGGCUGGAGGAGGCAGGUGGCGGCAGGGCCAAAGCCGAUAACAACACCAGUGGGAAAAAGAAACGCAGCCUGCUAAGACUCUGCUACUUUCACCUGCGCUUCCCUCAAGUGUAACCGAAGGGACUUACCAAGGCAAAACAGCACAAACACACGUAUGUCAUACCGAUAGUUGGAGGCUCUCAGGUAGAUCAGUGCUGUGGGAUAUACACUCGACAACAAAAAACAUUCAUGACACUUUGCUUUCAAUUCAGUUGUUGUAAAUGUCAUAGAUUUGGUAUCCGAGCCAAACCCUUCUUAGCUACUUCUCCUUAAAUCCCAUAUUCAGACACAAAAUAACCUACUGAGGCAUGUAAAGGGAUUACAUACAUGUGGACAUGCACACACAAACUCGAGCACAAAAUUGUCAACAGGCUUGCUUCAAUUACAUAUAGCCAUAAAGUUAGGGUAAAAUGGUUGCAUUUUGCAUUCAUCAUCACUGGUGUUGGGGAAACUGUUGGGUACCUUGCUUCACCUGGGAACCUGUUUAGGAAAGACCAGAGACCAUACAAAUAAUGCUGUGCUAGACAUGAAGAUCAAAGCACAGUACUUGGGCAAAGUACAAUGAUUUCAUACAUUCCAGUAAUCAUGUUGAGCAUUAGUCAAUAGCAUUGGGAAGAUGCAAUAAUCUUUUCACUAAAUUGAUGUCCAGCUUCUACUUGCUAAAUAAUUUUAAAUGCUCUAUUGCUCUUUUUGUACACAUCUAUAACGGUCAAUAUAUUUGAGUGCUAAUAGAGAUAUAUAUACAAGGCAAAUAUCUUACACCCGGUAUGAUUGUUUGAAGUAUGUCAGUACUGGCCUGACCUCUUCUAAUCCUAAGACUAGUCAGCUGUAAAAAGCCUUGUACUGUAUGUGGAUGUGCUAUUUGUAAUCAUCCUAGAAUCAUUAUCCAUCAGAAUUAUUAACCGGUGUAUAUACAAUUAUAUGAUAUUUUAACACAAAAUAAUAUAUCAGUAAUAUUAUAUUACACUUUAUCUUUGAACAUGAUGUGCAUAACUACAGUUGCACCGUUUCAGAAAAUAUAAAUGUAUACACAAUUAGAUAAUACAAUAAGUUAAUUUCAUAAUUUGAAGCUCAUUUUGGAGAGAAAAAAUAGUUUUAUGUUAAAUUUAAAGCAUUGUGUCUAAAUCUAAACAUUUUCUCAUGGCAGCACUGUUUUUAUUCUAUAUUAUUAGUUUUUUUUAACCAGUUGGUGACCAUUAUCAUCCAUAUCUAAAUUCUUAGCACAUUUCUAGGAAAGUUCCAGUAAAGUUGUCAAGGCCCAGAAUGUGAAAACAAAAGGCACUUUAUAAAUGGAUGUGUUUUCUGAACUAUAUUAAAUUAAUAUCUCUGUUAAACAAAAACAUUUUCCAACUGAAGUAUUUUUAUCUAUAUGAGGGCUAGUGACACACAUAUGAAGGAAACAUUCAACAAAAAUCUGUUGCCUCUCUAUUUGUCAUGAGUCUUCACAUCUGAAAUGCCUGUAUUAUGCAGUUUCCAUUGGGGUUUUGCAUUAAUACUGCCAGUCAUACUUAAGGUGUUUUUGAUUAUAUUUUACGCUGUUAUAUGAAUGUUUGCUAUGGAUUUCAAUUUUAAUGAAUAUAACUAUUCUUCUUUUAUGUUAUACGAACUACAGAUGUUAUAAAAUUGACAAAAUUUGAGCGAUAUUUGUAAAUAGGAAAAGUUUUCUCAUGCUUUGACCUUCAACAGUGAAGUGUCAAGGAUGUGUUUUAUUGUUAUUGAAGAUUUUUAUGGACAAACACACUUGUCUUUACAAGUGUCUUUGAAUGUUGGAGACUUUGUAUGGGUAUUAUUUAACUUUUUUUUUUAACAGAAGUUGUGUACCUGUCAUGAUGUUUUUGAUUCAGCUUUCUGACUUUUGGUUUGAGCUACAAGACGGCCUAUUUUGACAUGUUUAAAACAUAACGCCAUGCUUCAGUUUUCAGUAGGCUACCAUACCUAUUUUUUUUUUUCUCUCUGUAUGAAAAAUGGAGGAGAUAAGGAAGAUGGCAGAAAAGUAUAAUAAUCACAUUAAUACAAGGAUUUCAGUUUACCUGUAUGAGAAAGCAAGGUAAUUUAGCCUUAAGUAAGGCCCUAGUAUAAGUACUGCUUGAAGUUCUUGUUUGUGUGGAUGCAUAAUGUGAUCUCAAGUGCUGUUAUAUAUUUCUGGACUGGGCUUAAUGCAGAUGCUCAGUAUUAUUUGUCUUGAUGUGAUGCUCAGUUGUUGUGUGUAAGAUAUUUAUGUUCUUUUGCUACCCUUAUGUGCUCCUGAAUAUGCUAAUUACAUAUGAUUAGCACUCCACCUUACUAAAUUAUAAUAUAAGUAUAAAUGAAAAAUGGGGAUCCAGUUACAUAUGCUUACAUACACAGCCAGAUACCAAUGUGAGAUGAGAGAGAAUAUAAAGAUUAGAAAUUCAUAACUUUGCAUUUACUUUAUUUGAUUAAUGAUUCCCAUAAUCUUUUUUAUUAACUCUCCAUCUUCCCGCUAUUAAUUUUAUUGCAUGAGUAUGUUUGUAUUUACUGAGCUCUGUAACAAACUGUACAUAGACUGUCGUAGUAUGAUUUAAUAUUGGCAGUGGAAUGGGAAGUGUCAAAGGUGUAUGUAUGAGUGUGUGUGUGUGUGUGUGUGUGUUUGGGAGCUUGAGAGUGGGGGGGGGUGUAUAUUUAUUUUGAUUCAAGAAAAUUAAUUUUAUCUGGAAACUUGUACAAGUGUGUAUGUCAAAGCAGAUUGACGUGUAAUUUUGAAAAAAAGGUAUAUGAAGUCAUCUUAUUUGUGUACAGAUAAUAUAUGAAAUUAAGCAAAUUCAGAGAGAUGUGAAUAUUUAUUGCCUAAUAUGAGUAAAAAUAUAUAAUGUGUCUUGACACAA
Cyprinus carpio (common carp) is the source of this 8918-nucleotide messenger RNA. Its product is annotated as IQ motif and SEC7 domain-containing protein 1-like. NCBI's taxonomy places the organism in Eukaryota, Metazoa, Chordata, Actinopteri, Cypriniformes, Cyprinidae. Gene Ontology annotation, biological process: regulation of ARF protein signal transduction; actin cytoskeleton organization. The record is from RefSeq and is a predicted model, not a curated record. Gene Ontology annotation, molecular function: protein binding; guanyl-nucleotide exchange factor activity.